AUGCGGAUUAUCCAACCCAUCCCGUGUAAAUCGGAUUUAAACCAAUUCUCGCAACCACGACGAGAGGCAGAGGAAGAGGAAGCCGAGAAAUUUUCGGAUCAAAGACAUUCUUUGAUUGGAUUUAAAUCGGAGCCAGAGGCAGAGGAAGCAGAAAAAUUUCCGAAGGCAGAGGCAAAAGGUGAGAAGAGGGAGGAGAGUGAAGUGGAGAAGGAGCUAGAGGCAGAAGAACAGAAUGAAGUUGUUGGUGAGAAGAGGAUUAAGAAGCCAGCAGCAGGAUUAAGGACUCCCUAUAUGGCCCCGAACCCAGUAAGAAGAACUGAAAGAACUAAUACUCAUCCUCUUGUCUUGAACUAUCUAUUAUAUUUUGGUUUUUUAUGCAAAACUGGAUUUAGUGUUUCGUAG
Molecule: messenger RNA, 402 nt
Organism: Arabis nemorensis
Lineage: Eukaryota; Viridiplantae; Streptophyta; Magnoliopsida; Brassicales; Brassicaceae
Source: the annotation of a GenBank genome assembly